UUUCCAGCGCUGUGUAUUCCUGCCUCUCUAUCUCAGGAUCUAUGCGGCUUCAACAUAGCAGAGACGUACCUUUAAAAGACACAGAGAGGCAUAUACAUUGCACACUGGACCCCCCCCUUUUUUUUUUCUACAUACCACUCCAAACGGAAUAAAUAAUUGAGGAAUGUGGAAAUUACAGAAUGCCCAACAGCGCUGGAAAGAGAUUUAAACCCACCAAAUACAUCCCAGUGUCCACUGCUGCCACACUCCUUGUGGGAUCGACCACUUUAUUUUUCGUUUUCACGUGCCCCUGGUUGACGAAGGUGAUCUCUCCCGCCGUGCCGCUCUACAAUGGCCUGGUCUUCCUCUUUGUCUUGGCCAACUUCAGCAUGGCAACCUUCAUGGACCCUGGUGUAUACCCCAGAGCCGACGAGGAUGAGGACAAGGACGAUGAUUUCCGAGCACCGCUCUACAAGAAUGUGGAGAUCAAGGGAAUCCAGGUCCGGAUGAAGUGGUGCGCCACCUGUCACUUCUACAGGCCGCCUCGCUGCUCCCACUGCAGCGUCUGCGACAACUGUGUGGAGGACUUCGACCACCACUGUCCCUGGGUAAACAACUGCAUUGGCCGGAGGAACUACCGCUACUUCUUCCUCUUCCUGCUGUCGUUGAGCAUCCAUAUGGUGGGCAUUUUCUCCUUCGGCCUCAUCUUCGUUCUCCACCACCGCGAGAGACUGACAGCGCUGCACACCACUGUCACUCUGGUGGUGAUGUGUAUCGCAGGGCUGUUCUUUAUUCCAGUCACGGGACUCACAGGUUUCCAUAUGGUGCUUGUUGCUCGAGGUCGAACGACUAACGAACAGGUGACGGGCAAGUUUCGUGGAGGAGUAAAUCCCUUCACCAAGGGUUGCUGUGGCAACGUGGAGUAUGUCUUAUGUAGUCCCCUGGCACCUAGGUACAUGUUGGACCCCAGGAAAAAGCCCCAUGUCAAAAUCCAGCCCCCAUUCAUCAGACCUGACCUGUCGGAGAGGCAAAUCACCAUCAAGCUCAGCGACAACGGCAUCCACAGCACCAUCAUCAGCUCCAAGUCCAAAAGCAGCCUGGACGGCCUUGACGAGAAAGAAACCCAGCCACCACUGCCGCCCAAAGCUGACAGGUACAACCAGCUGAAGAGUCAGCUGACCUCCAGCGAAGAUGGUUCUCUUUCUGGAAAGACCCACCCUUCCACUCCAGCCAUGUACAAAUUUCGUCCGUCCUUUGGCACCAUGCCUAAAGUCCACUACCACACUGCUGGAGAGAAGAUUGUCAUGCCAGAUGACCGGAGGUCUUCGGCCAUCUUGGAAGAGGGUGUCCGUGGUCAUGACUACCGAUCUGAACCAAACCUGGACCUGCCUGAGUACACCAAUACUCCUCUCCACCGCACCUUCCAGUCCUCUCCCCUCCAGCUGGACGCUGACCCCAUCAACUCCCACUCUCUCAGCCUGAAGCAGGGUCACCGUCGGCCAGAGAAGGGCCAGCUCUCAGCCCUGCAGCCGCAGACAGUCACCUCCACCCCGUACAAGAGCGUCUUUUCGCCCAACACGCUCUCCAACCGUAAUGGCAGCUUGUCUUAUGACAGCCUGCUUAACCCCAGCAUCUCCCCUGCCUCUGCCAGUGAGUGCAUGUCCCAUCGUGGUAUGCCCACUGUGGGGCUCCACUCGCCCUACCUGCCCACCAAAAUGUGCCACAUCCGGGAACCUGACAUGCAGAGGCACCAGGUCACCCCCGCCUACAGUCCAGUGAUGCCACCCAGGGGGGUGGGCAGGCAAUCCCCUCACCUAAGGGACAGGGACCCAUCCCCGGUGCGCUAUGACAACCUCUCCCAGACCAUCAUGGCCUCCAUCCAGGAACGAAAGGAGGUAGAGGAGAGGGAAAAACGGCAGAUACUGCAUGGGCGCUCCCAGACCCAUAUCUAUGCCCAGGACUCUGGUGUGUUUGAUGGGGGCUAUGGUCUACCCCCCAAUGCUUGCUACCCAGAUGGGCCUCGUGGCCCUUGCUCCAGAGGCCCAACACCCCCAGCUUAUGGAGGCUCUAGGGACAACCUGAUGGGGGUCGGCCUGGUGAGCUAUGGGCAACGGACCCCCGUUUUGCGCCAUACCGGCUCCACGCUGGGUCGUGCCCCUAGGACUUCGUCCACCUCCCUGCACACAGAUCACAGUAGCAGCAACAGCAGCCAGAGCAGGGCCAUCUGCCCUGAGGGCCUUUAUCGAUCCCCGGCCCACCAGCCCCACUCCCCUGCUAUGCCCCGGUCCCCCUCCUACUCCCACCAGAAACUCUCCUACAUCAGUGCCCAUGAGAGGACAGAUUCUCCUCGUCUAGGGGGCCCAAGAGAGGCCAUGAAAGUUAACGGGCAGAUGGACUGCCACCCCAGUGCCCAGGGUUCCACCAUCAGCCCCAGUCGCCAUAGUAACGUCAAAAAGGUGACGGGUGUAGGAGGCACCACAUAUGAGAUAUCAGUGUGAGCAGGGACACUGCAUCCACCUCCAGUGACAACAACCACCAUCCUGCAAAGAGAUGCUCUCCUGUUAUUUUAGUCUUGAUAACAGCCAGUCAGGGGCACAUGGCACUCCCUGUUUGGGAUUUAUCGUCCAAUCAGAGGAUCUGUCUGCCCUUGUGUGGGUCUGUCUAGCCAAAUGCCUGUGUGUGUUCGUACCGGAGGGGUUGCUUGUCAGUUGAUACCGCUGCAGGCUGUAUGUGAGACGAGUGUCUCGUCAUUAACAUUUUGUGGCUCAUCAUCUUAGUUGUAAAGAGAGGACCGUUAAUAUUAAACUUUUGUCUCUCCGCUGUGGUCAUAAAGCGCUCGUUGUUCCAAAUGUCACACACACUUUUCACUUGCAAGAGCUGAAGGCUGAACAAAAGCCCUACAGAUGAAUUACACACCGACAUCCUCACUAUGGACUUUAGUGAGAAGUCCUUUCCAAGUCAUUUGACCUCAAGAAGUCACGGUGCUUCACAUUAACGUGUACUGUUCAUGCCAUCUGCAGCGUAGUCGUACAGCUUUGAGAGGUGGAGGACCGAUCGGUUAGAUCAGCACCACCUGCAUUUGCAGGCAACACAAGAUAAUUGAGGUGAGAAGCUGGCGGAAAGAGGAGAGGGGGGAAGUCAUCGUAUCAUGUUUGGUGGUUUCAUUCCAAAUUAAUUGAGAAAGGCGUGUUGAUUUAAAAGAUAAAAAUAAAUAUCAAAUUCUUUCCUUAUCAACAACUAAUUUCUCAGGAAUGAAUGCAACCAGCAACCAACCAGAGUUGCUAGUUGAUAUGAAUUAAUAUGCUAUCUUCGUCUCGGACUAUCAGGGCUUGAAUAUAGCGGAGCCUCCUUUAUUCACUUCACAAAGGUACUGUGCAUCAUCACAGGCUCCCGUUUGUCUUCGUGGAGUUCAGUUAGGUGAUUUCAACGUGGCCCAGGACACAAGUGCUGGGCAGAUAUGUUGUGGUCCUGAAAGAUUUGAAUACCUCGUCCCAAUAGUUCAGAACGAGUCCAGCCUUGCACAACCAAAACAACUUUCUGUUUACGUUUUGUCAAAAAAAAGUGUGUAAGUUCUUUAUGUUUAUAAUCAUAGGACUAGAAAGAUGUAGAGAAACCAGCCAUUGUCCUGUAUAGUAAAAUGAAGAUAACUGGUCACCCAUUUAUUAUUUUGUAGUUUUUUCUUCUAAUGGGUUUGUUUCCUUUUUAUAUAGCCAGCCUUUCAAAAGAUAAGUUUGAUACCUUUUUUUUAUAAAGUUAAUUAAGCCUGGAAUGGAUGUUUUAUUUUGAGUGGAGUUUUUUUUUUUUGUGAUAAAUUAUAAAUUCAGUUAAAACAUGAGGUCAUUAUAAUGGGUAAAAUCCAUAAAGUAAAUAUAGCUUGUUAUACUUUGCAGUGUAAAGAAUAGGUAUGAUGAAAUGUAAUUACGAGAUAUGAGCUAGUGAAAUAUUUAAGUCAGUCAUUGACUUGCCAAUGUGUGCUGUACACCAGUCAUAUUGGCCUUUCAAUAGACGCUGCCUUGAGAUUGUGGCUGCACACCCCUUCAUUUCUCUGAGACAGUAAAUGGGUGACAUUGCUACGAUGUCACAGUGACAUCACGAAGCCUGAAAAUGUCAAAUCAAUCAACUUGCAGCAGCUGUCUGGUACAGCUCCAGUAUUACCCGACACUCAGAGAUGCAAGACUUCUUUUAAUUAUUGUUUUUGCUGUUAAUUGAAAAAAAAAAAAAA
This is a messenger RNA of Cyclopterus lumpus (lumpfish), 4201 nucleotides long. It is a transcript of the gene zdhhc8b, whose product is annotated as zinc finger DHHC-type palmitoyltransferase 8b. Gene Ontology annotation, biological process: protein palmitoylation. Lineage: Eukaryota; Metazoa; Chordata; Actinopteri; Perciformes; Cyclopteridae. Gene Ontology annotation, molecular function: palmitoyltransferase activity. The record is from RefSeq and is a predicted model, not a curated record.